CGGGCGGGUUCAUCGAUUUUGCAAGCUCUUUCACAUCCGGUACGACGUCGGCGCUCGUCGCAGAGUGCGAGGAAAGGCAGAAGAUUUUUUCCGUUUACCCCGUGAAGAAGUUCCAGCCACUCGAGCGAGCCGCUUUUCUUUCCCGUGCGAAGCAGCCGCGUGAAAAGCAUCCCCGCGCGUGACGGCCCUGCCGGGGUUUUUCCGACGCGUUGAUUCGAGCACCACACAGCGCGCGCCCCCGUGAAAAGAGAAGUGAAGGAGGGUGCCCCCCGCCCCAAAACCGGUGUGUGUGUGUCGUCCCCGCCCCGUGUCGUACGGUACGGUCCGGUGUGUCCCCCCUGUCGGGUUCGCGCUAGAGGCAUAGUGUGCGUAGUUUCGUUUCGGGUGCCCUCUGCGCGUGUAUGUGUGUGUGUCAGGUGGUGGAGAGGGGCGCAUGUAGGAAGGAAAAAACGGAAAAAGGGAAGCCGACUUCAACAUUUUUCCUGAAAACGGAGCAGCAGCCGGGGAACGACACCGAGUGUUUAUCGUGUGUUAAAUACCCUUCUAGGGUGUGAUAUUUCCCAACCGCAGUAAAUCCGUGUGCAGUCGAAAAAAAAACGCCCCAUUGUGGUGAGCAGAUCAAUCCCCCCCUCGUUUCUCGUACAUAUGGUCGAGAUUUUUCCAAAGCCCAGCCCGAAACCAAAAUCGUAGCAGGCGUAGCAGCAGCAUCUCUCUCGCCCUGUGCAGCCAGACACGAGGUAUGCGGUGCUAAUUUACCCACCCCACCACACCACAACACCCUUAGAAGCUCGACAAAAGGGCCCCAAUCCGAGAGAGGUCCAGGACGGAACAGUUUAGCCUUACAUCGUUACACAUUUCUGUUACUGUUGGUGCAUAUUGUUUGUUGUGUUGUUUUUGUUUUUUCGGGUAAAAUUGCUACAAGAAAAAAGGGAAAAAGUGGUGGUGUGACGUGAGUUGGUGAAGGGGUGUGUGUGUGUGAAAUAGUGUGUGUGUGCGUGCGUGUGUUUGCACGACCCAAUAAUUCUUCACCGCCGCCUCCGCAAUUGGGCGUUCAGGAGUAGCCCAAUGUGAUUGGUGUGUAUGUGUGCCGUCUGAGAGAGUGUGUGUAUUUGCGUGCGUGUGUGCACAAGGAAGUGGAAACGUCCAGGAAAAGCUCCAAUUUCGAAACACUCUUCGCGACACUCGCGGAAACAUCGUCCGAGUCGAACGGCGGGACGAAUCACCGUCUAGAUACAGUUCCCACCCCGUCACUAUCACAUCCGCGGGGCUGGUGUCAGGAAGGGCCGCCGUGGUGAUAGAGUGUGCUAGACAGCGACGACGUCAAUAGCGAAAACAAAGUAAUCAGAAGCCUCGAACGAUCCGUGCAAGAAAACACGGCGGAGUCUGUGCGUGUUACUGCUGUGUACUGUGCCUGUGUGUGUGUGUACGCACAUUUUGUUUUAUCGCUUCCGUAGUUGUUGGCAGGACACACGGACCCUUGCCGUCGAAACGUCAAAAGACGUCAACGUCGCGGAGUGACAGCCCGCGCGCGCGCUUCCAAUAAGGCAGCAAGAAAAAGAAACGCACGCAUACCCUCUUGGCGAGCCGUUGCUGUGUUGGUGGAUGCUUCGUCCGGUGACGAAUGUCUUCGUCAUCGUUUCCAGCCACUACGUACAGCAGCAGUCGUCAGUAGUAUCCCGGAACACCGUCAGCAGCAGCAGGCAAUCCGCCACGAACGUCGUGCGGACGGCGGAUGUACUGUUUCCUUCGUCUCCAUGCGAUGGAGCAGCAGCAGCAGCAGUUGCUUAAAACGUCAAGCGAAAAAGUAGUUGAUGUAAGCAAAUUAGAGCACUAGCUUCCGUCCCGUUUUUCUUCCUCUAGUGAAAAAGCAUCGGAGCGCGCUUCUCUCGUUUGAUAAUAGUGUGAGAGAAGAAUAUCCCACUCUCUCUCUUUCUCUCUCUCUUCCUCCUUCUUUAUAUAUCUCACUCUGCAUGUGUAAAUUUUGUAUCUGUGCAUCCACACGCGAAUUUAGUAACGAAGAGAUGAUGGAACAUUUGGGAGGUUGCUCUUGUAGCAGAACUACUACGACGGUCAAAUCGUGUAGAUUGCUGUGUCUUGCUAGAAAGUGAUUGUGUACGUGUGUGUGUGUCCUUAUCUGUUUAUCAAAAAUAUAUUUUUUAAAGUAUCCGCAAACUGGAAAGGAACCUUCCUCUACCUCACCGGAAGCGGAAACGACGCUCUACUAGUGUGUGUGUGUGUGUGUGGCGUGUGCGUUGUGUGCUACGUUGCGUUGCAAGGAAAGGGCAUUAGAGGGUGGGUUUCGAGGAGGCACCGCUAGUUUGGUCCGCGGCUCCACGGACAACCGCGGUGACAUCUGCGGACGGGUGAAGGAGGUACAAGGAGGACUGGGAAAAUGAGCUACCGCCUCCAUACCUCCAUCGCCGCCGCUGCCACCGACGAGCAACGCCGAGAACGUCGCGCUGAUUGCUGCCCCAGGUGCCGGGAAGCCGGGUGCGGGCAAUCAGCCGCCGCCGCCGCCACCUCACCGCAGCAGCAGCCGCCGUCGCCGCCCCACCACCCCCGGGACGGAUGAUGAAGCGUACCGAGGACGAGACGGUACGCGGCCCCGGUAGCACCUACCAGUUUCUAGAUCUCACCGAUGCCGGCCAGACUGAUGCCGCCGCACUGAUGGGCAUACUGUAUCCUCCAUCUUCCGGAUCGGCCAAUACCGCACCGCCACCACCACCACAACACCCACCGCCUGGUGCGAUGGGGUCCUCAAGGAAGGAGGAGUUGGAGCAUCAGUCGCCACCUCGAAGAGACUCGUUCUCUGUCCGGAUGUUUGCUCCGAGAUUGGCGACGCCGCUGCCACAUCAGAACGGGCUGAAUCCGAACGCACGUGCGUUCGAUCCAGUGCCGGUCGUUAUUUUGCCCAGAUCGACGGCAAUGAUGGGUAUUGGUGGCGGAGGUGUUGGCAGUUCUUCAAAGUCACGCUCACCUGGGAAAGAGUUUGCCGAACAGCUGGAGGCAGCAGCGUCGCCCCUCGUCAUUGCAAGUGACUCGGCGGGAGGAGGAGCUGUAGUGGUACCGCCGCACGGUGGUGGAAUGGUGCUCGUACCGGUCCGGAAACACUCCCUAGUUCCUAUUGCGAGUCGUCCGCUUGCGCUGCCGGAUCAACCCCAGCAUCCGCAACAUCCGCAGCAGCAGCAGCAGCCGGUGCCGCCUUCGGUAUUGUUGCCCACCGCCGGUAAUGUUGGAUUUAUGGCCCGACCUUCGCUGCUGCUGGGGGGAGGAGGAGGCCCGCCGCCGCUUCGCCCUGUGCCGCCACCGAUCGUCUCGGCCACAGCAACAUCCUCAGCACCACCGCUGCCGACUUUCGUGAACGAAGGCAACAGUAGCGCGGUCGUCGUCGACACGGAGCAGGUGCCCGCCAGCGGAGAACAGUGGAUCGGUUUUGCGAUCCAGCCGACGGCCACGAGCGUCGCCGCAGCCGGUGGUGCCGGAGGAGAAGUUGGUGGUGGAGAAGUCAUCGCACGGACUGCCGUAGCAACUGCAGUGACUAUGCCUCCGCACACCAACAACCCGCAUCACCUUCAGCAGCAGCAGCAGCAGCAGCAACAACAGCAGCAGCAGCAGCUAGGUUCGGCAGCUAACAACAAUCAACAGCAGCAGCAGACAGGAGGGCAGCAGCACCAGCAGCCCGGCCCGCCCCAGUCCCAGCCACACAAUGUUGGUGGCAGAGGCGGAGGAGGCGGAGCAGGAGGUAGUGCGGGCAGUGUCACUGCCGGCGCGGACGGCGUGGGGCGCAACGCCGACCGGGACAACGGCAAUCAGCAGAUGCAGCAGCAGGCCGUGUCCGUGGCGAACCAGCACCAGCAGCAGAUGAUGCAGCAGGUCUACGCACAAAUUCCGGCCUCGGCCUACAUGCAGCCGACCCCGCACGGCAUGUACCCGGUGCAGGUGCUGCCACCGACGGCCGGACCCGUCCCGAACAACGUGUUCGUCAGCAACCUGACCGCGAACGUGAGCGUGCACGGGUACCCGGCGAUCUCGCCGUACCUCGCGACGGCCACGCCGCCCGGUGCGUACAUGCCGGCGGACGUGGGGGCCGGGCCCGAGAUGCAGCUGAUGCCGCCGGCACCGGUAACGAUGUCGGGGCGCGGUACGAUGCGCCGGGGCGGACGGAACAAUCGCGGCGGCAACAAUUCACGCUCGCGGGGAGGCUACGUGCCGCAUUACGUGCAGCAGCAUCAGCAACAGUCGUACCACCAUCAGCAGCAGCAGCAGCAUCAGCAAAGCUAUCACCAAGCGUUACAGCAUCAGCAGCAGCAGCAGCAGCAGGGUGUGAUGCAGCCGCUGUCGCACCAUCAAGCAGGGCAACAGGCGGCACUGCAGCAUCAGGUUCAGCAGCAGCAGCAGCAACAGCAGCAACAGCAGCAGCAGCAACAAGCCCAACAGGGUCAGGGAGGUGGUGGGGCCGGUCAGCAACAAACUCCACCCACCGCGGGUAGUGGCGGAGGACAGCAAGGGCAGCAGCAGCAGCAGCAACAUCCACCACCGCAGCAUACGCCCGAGCUGAUGCACAUUGAGGCGCCGCCCAUGAUGGGUGGCGCUGGCGCACAGUACGGCAACCUGCACGGUGGGUUCUACGUGAUUCCAUCGAUGGCACAGCACGCCUCCGGUGCGCCGCUGUUCAUGCCCGCCCCGCACAUGCCGAUGUACUACAAUCCGGCGAUCCACGCCUACCAGAACCUGAUAUACCCGCCGUACAUCCCGUCCGAGUAUCAGAUGUACGACGACGGCAAGGGCGACGACGGUGGCGGACCGCACGGUGGCCAGGGCGGGGGCCAUGACGAUCCGGGUGUGCAUCCCGGGGCCGCCAUGUGGCCGCAGCCGCCACCGAUCGCGCUCGACUACCAUCCCGAGACGGUCGAGUAUCUGCCCGUGCACGAGGACGAUGGUGCGGCGGGCGGCAUGCUACCGCCGGGGCCGCCACCGCAAGCGAUUCCGCCUCCCGCGAUGGGCCACCACGUGCUCGAUCCCAACGUGCCCGGCUUUACGAUGCAGAUGGCAGCGGCCCCGAUCGCCACGAUGCAACCGCCGCCGGAGGAAUACAUCAUGCAGCAGCAACCGCCACCGGCGCCGCAGCAGCAGCAGCAGCAGCAGCCACAUGCUGGGGCGGCGGGAUCGCAGACCCAGGGCGAGGAUUACAACGGCAACGGUGGCAUCCCGGUGAGCUCCAACUCAAACACAACGAUGCACUCGCCGGUCGUGGCCACCGGGCAGCACAAUGUUGUCGUGCCGGGUGUUCCACCGCCGGAGGAUAUGAUGGGCGCGGGCGGCUACGUGCAUGGCGGCGCUGCCCCGCAACAGCCGAUGGUGCCAGCACCGGCUGAACCGCAGCAACAGCACGGACAGACGAUGGACGGUGCUGGAGCACAGCCGCCGAUGAACAACAAUUUCAUCGUCGAGCCACAGUACAUUCAAGCCCAUCCUCUGCCACCGCAUCACAUGCCAGUGCAGCAGCAGCAGCAGCAGGUGCCACCGGAACAGCACUAUCAGCAUAUACCGCCCCCUCAAAGGGCCGCUGUGAAUGUGACAGAGCCUCCACCAUCAACCAACAAUCAACCUUUCCAAAUGGCCCAACAAACACCGGUAGCAGCAGCUGGUGUAGUUGCAAACAAUCUGCUCGACGCCAACGGCAACGACACGAACAACAACAACAGCGCUAAUCGGAAGUCCGACAUCAUUACCUCACCGAAGCUGGUCGAUGCGGUCGUCAUGACGCAUCCAUCGCCACUGCCGUCCACUGUAAAUGUUGCUACCGCAACACCUUCCCACCACCAGCAGAACGAGCAGACGGCGGCGGCGGUGGUGCAGGGCGGGAUGAUGGAUGGCAACGCUGGCAGAAAACAAUCGAACUCAUCCGAUGUGCCAAAUCAAGGAUUCCUACCGCCGCAACAGCAGCAGCAUCAGCAACAGCCACCAAUGCUGGGAUACGCUGCAGCCGUUGCAUCGCAGGCACCACCGCCCAGAGGUCGUGCGGAACAGCAGCAGCAGCAGCCCGACUCGGUGAAGGCCACCCAGGACCGGAUGGAGAAGCUGACGCUGAAGGAGCAGGAGCACAGGCGCACAACGACGACUGUAGCAGCGGCGGCGGCGGCGGGCACGGUGGUUGGUGGUGGAGCCUCCCAGCGCACGAGUGGCGCUCAACCGGUGGCAGGACAAUCGAAUGCGGGAAGCGGUUGGGUGAACAAUAGUGGCGGGGCUGGACCGAAGAAGGGUACCGCUUCCGUUUCCGUAUCGGCUAUACCGAACAAGGAGUUCCCCGGAUCGGUGAUCGGUCACCAGCACAAGAACACAUCACCGGUGCCGUUCAGCACGCUAGUUGGAACUACGGCGACGGCACCGCCAUCAACGGUGAUGGGUUCGGCUUCCGGAAAGCAGCCACAUGCAGUAGCAGCACCAGCAGCAGGCCCGAAAUCGUUCCCCGAUCAUGGCCAGCGCUCAUCGGGCGUGGCUAACAGUGGCCAGUCCACGUAUGCUAGCGGAGCAAACAGCAGCAUGAGUGGCGGACCGACAGCAGUCGUGACGCCCCAGAUGGAAUCGAAGAAGGUGGAAGCAAUUCCCCAGCGGACAGUUGCCACGACUGCAGCAGCAGCAGCAGCAGCAGUGACCGGUCCAGCACCGACGGCGCCGGUCGGAGGAGCGGUGGUGGACACGCCGAAGCAACACCACCAAGAUGUGGUAAAUGUACCCAGGCCCGCCGCUUCCUCCAUCUCCUCCUCUACUAACAUUAAUACGGUAAAGUCCGCGACCAAAGCGCCGGUUAUCAUUAACCACCCACUUAACAUACCGCCACCCGAUCAUCCAUUAAACAUUCCACCACCCAUCAUUGUGCCCCCGCCACAGAUACCACCCGGUGGAGCGCCACCGCAACCGAACAAAACCUGGGCGAGCCUGUUCCAAACGUCCUCCUCCUCGUCAUCGUCGUCGUCGUCGUCUGCAGCGGUGGCGUCGUCCGCGUCUUCGUCCGCCGCAUUAUCGGUUUCAGCGUCGGCAGUCACAGCGACGUCCGCAACGGCAGUCAGCUCUGUACCACCUUCCGCCGCACUCUCCACGGCUAGCGCCAGCGGACCGGCAGCUGGCCAAAGUGGUGUUGCAUCGAUCGGUACUACCGUCGCUACUGCACCGCACCAUCAUGCUACUGCACCAGUCACGUCAACGGGGAUAAAUUUUGCGCCACCCACUGCUAACCGCGGACCGGCAAUGGCUGCUAGUACUGCACCACCGACCGCCGCUGUAGGAAACACUCCGUCCAGCAUCGACUCCUCCUCAUCGUCCACCGGUGCAAAAAAACCGGUCGCAAAGGUGCAGCCGUACGAUAGAAACCAUCAGACGCCCGCGACGCCAGCUGUGCCCAUGUCAUAUUCAUCUGCUGCGGCAUCCACUCCUGCCAGCGGCACUACGGGCGGCUCCACACCAACGUCGGCAAACGCUGCCAGGGGUAAGGGAGCACAGCAGGCUGCUGCCACGAAGGGGGCAGCGAACGCAACAGCUGCAUCCGCUUCGACCGCCGGCGACCAGAAGGAUGAAUUUUCAUUGAAAUUCGGAGAUUUCCUUAGCGGAUAUAGCAUUGAUAACACCAACAUCAGCAUGAUGCCACGCGGUCUGAUCAAUCGGUCUAACUAUUGUUACAUCAAUACCAUACUGCAGGCGCUGAUAGCAUGCCCACCGUUUUACCAUCUGAUGCGCACAAUUCGCACCCUUCCGGCGGCGAAAAAUUCUAAACAUCCGAAACCGUUCAUCGAUGCCAUGUGCGCACUGGCGAACGAGUUCUCGCAGCUUCCGAUACGGUCAAAACCGCAGCAGCAGCAGCAGCGCGGUGGUGGCGAUAAGGGUAAGAAGGACGACAUACCGGAAAUACAGGUCGACACGCCGUUCGAACCGACCGUCAUCUACAAGAUGCUGAAUGGCAUCCGGUCGGACAUAUUCCAGAUCGAGGGACGGCAGGAAGACGCCGAAGAGUUUCUUGGAUGCGUGUUGAAUCGUCUAAACGAUGAGAUGAUUGAGUUCAUAAAAUUCAACAAAACUGAUCAAGGCAACUUGAAUGGCGAGGAACCGACUAACGGUGAAGUCCAUGGUGAGGAGGACGCAGACGAUUGGAUGGUUAUCUGCAAGGGCAACAAGGGCACGGUAACGCGUACGACCGAUUUCGGACGUUCACCGAUCAGCGACAUCUUCCGAGGCAAACUACGAUCUCGUGUGCAACGUGACGGUGUUCCUCCGACCUACAACAUACAGCCGUUCUUCACGCUUCCCCUUGAUAUAGAGAAAGCGGCUUCUGUGAAAGAGGCACUAGAACAGUUGGUUGGUCGGGACGAACUGGAGGGUGUGACCUGUUCGAAAACGAAGCAGGAGGUAGCGGCCUGGCAGCAAGUAACGCUGGAGGAACUGCCUGUCGUACUUAUACUGCAUCUGAAGUGCUUCGACUAUAAAAUGGAUGGCUGUACGAAGAUUCUGAAAACCUUGGACUUCCCGAUUGAAUUGAAGAUCGAUUCGAAAUUGAUGUCCUCGAAGGGUAAGAGCUACUCAGCCAAGCAGAAGCAGUACAAGCUGUUUGCCGUGGUGUACCACGAUGGUAAGGAAGCGUCGAAAGGACACUACAUUACCGAUGUGUACCAUACCGGCUAUGCCAGCUGGAUUCGGUAUGACGACAGUAUCGUUAAACCGGUACCGGAGUACAACGUGUUGCGUCCGCGCGCACCGCGCGUACCCUAUCUGCUGUACUACCGUCGAAUGGACACGCAGAGCCAUGGUCCGAACAGUGACCGCGGUGGUGAUGGCAGUACCGGAGGCGGUGCUGGUAGUGGUGGUGGUGGUAGCGGCAGUGGUCGUGGAGGUUCAUCUCACUCCACCGGUGGCGGUGGAAAUGAUCGGCACAGUGCGCAUCAUCACAGUAACGAUCAUCAUGGUCGUGGAUCGAGUGGUGGCGGAUACGGUGGUAGCAGUGGCUACGGAAAUACGCACGGCAACAGUGGCGGCAAUCAUUACGGAAGUGGGGGUCAUGGGCAGAGUAACCAUAAUAGUGGCCAUUAUGGUGGCAACUCCAAGUAAAGAAGAAUAAAACUGUUUCGUGCAAAAUAGAGAGAGAGACAAAAAAAAAACAGAAACCGCAAAAACUAAUACUUCCGGAACCAAAGGGUAACAGUAACGAAGUGAAUAAGUGGUAAAAAAAACGAAACAAAACACACAUUUUCUUCGUAGCUGUGCUGUGCUGAAAAAACGACAGUAAAAAACAAAUAAUCAAAAACUCUUCCAAACGAAAGAGCCGGCCUGCCCCAGUAGUGGAGGUGGAGAUACAGUGCAGUCAAACGAUCGAAUCGUGUUGAUUCAAACGAGCUUGGGAACACUGAUGAAAUGAAUGACUGCUGUGAGUGACAUUAGUAGCGAAUCGCGCGUGUGCGUUAGUAGAAACGUUAGAACGUUUCACCUGAACAACAUCGGCGAUCUUCAAGCAGCCUGUCGCACACAGGUCUUACCUGCUGCUGUUCUGUGUACGGUGUGUGCUGCUUGUCGUGCGUCUAGUGCAGUGAAUAGCAGCAGUGUGUAGCAAUACAAUUAACGGGGCAAUUGUAUGCUAGCUGCAGACAGCGGUCUGCACCCCUCGGAUGCUUCCCGCUAUGGCGUCGUUUCACCAGUGGAAGUAAAGCGGUCCAUCAUGGCCAGGGAGCAGGAUGCUUAGAGCGAUCGAAUAAUACUGCCACGCUCUCUACCUAACGGAUGCGUAGUAUGCAUUGCCCCGCAAAAGGGUGAGGGUGAGUGUCCAAGCAACCUACCUCCUGUAGGUGUGUACAAAUUAGAAUACAACCGCGACUAAGACGCGACAUAAAAACUGAACAUAAAACAACAAACAUCAACAAUACUAGCGUUAAACAUAACAACCCAGGGUUUUAGCAUGAUUAGGAAUUGUUUUUGUUUCCACACACGUUUGUUUGCUUGCAUAAGCUUCGUUUAUCGUUACGCAUAUAUUCCCAGGGUAAAAUGUAACUUAGAGCAUUAGAUAUGGAUUAGUGUCCCUACAUGAAAUCUCGUUUAGAAAUGGAGAGUUCGAGAGACAGGGUACGGAAAUCAUUGAGAGGAAAUUAUGAAGAAAAAAAAAGAAUUAACAGAGAACCCCAUUAAACGUGAGAUAGUUAGUUUCUCAAGUGAAUGUCAUUCACACAUAGGCACACAAAUACUAGUACGCUAGAAAACAAAAAAAAAAGGUGAAUCACUAAUGAAGAGAAAGCAAAAUCACAGGAUUGCGAUGAACUAUUCCUUCAAGCUAGCUGGGACCAGCAAUGUUCCGGUAGUUGAAAAAGAAAAGGCAAACGAGUCGUGCCGAGUCACCGACACUGUAGAUAGCUUUAGAUAUAGUUGCUGCAAGCCGCAUUAUCAUAGCGACAUUCGGCCCGAUACCAACAGCUGUACGAUCGGGAGGAAGUAGCAUUUGAUUUGCCUUUACUUUGCUGCGGUUGCUGCCCAUCUCAUGCUACUUCCUCCCGAACAAAAAAAAAAAACUAUUGGAAAGCGAGAAGAACAAAACACAUAACAAAUAAACCUAUACAUGUAUCUACGAGCAAAAACGAGAUACAGCGGUCACUACUGUCGUCUGGACAUCGUCGCAGCGUUAUGUGCUGGGCCGAUUUGCUAGCUCGUUGAAAAUAUGGUAAAGGAAUAAAAAAAAAGAAGCAACGACAAAAUGCACGCCUAGAACUAUGGUAUCAGCUGUUUCUAUUUGGAAAGAGUUUAAACUUUUCAACUAUACGUUCGUUACUUUGUUUUUGUAAAUAAUACACUUUUGCAAGUUUUCUUUUCACAGAAGUUAUCGUCAUUUGGACAUAUAGACAUAUAGAGCAGUAGUCUUAAGUAUCGAGGAAGAACAUCUACUAAGUGUAUGAAAUUAAAGGAUGCAUAAUGUCUCUUCACGAUUACAUCUUCUCAUGUCCCAGUGUGUAGGUAAACAAAUCCACUGCAUAGCUUGAUGAUGGCGGCAUGCAUUGCCGGCCGUGUAGAGGAAUUAGUUGGCAGGAAGCUGUAAAAAGCAAGCGAAGAAUAACACCUUAGGCUGAGAUUUAAUAAUUAAAUCUUUAAUGUUAUAUCGCUGAUGGACGGUUUUCUUGUAUUAUGUUUAGCUGCUAUGUAAAUAUGUACGCAAUCGUUCAAUGAUAGUCAACAGGAAAAUAGUCCCUAACAGAAGCUGUAUGACAAUUCGCUUGGAGUGUGUAUGUGUGUGUGUUACACAUUAACCCUUAAACCCUGCCGAUGUCCUCAAACCAUUUAGGUAGCGGUAGCACAUUGUGUAUAUCGUUUGUAUUUGCUUUAUUGCCGGAUUAGGUUAAGCCGAAGGUAGCGCGUUUUGUAAGUUGAGUUUAAUGAUUUACCUACCAUUACUCUAGCACGCUUCGCGUUAAUCUAACCUUCUUUUUGCGUCGAGGUUUGCGACAGUGCCAAUCGCAAUGUAACACGAAUAUUGAGUAGUGAAGGGUAAACUCCACAUCUGGUGUGAAAUGAAAUUCAUUCGGCACGUGCGCGGAAGGUUGAUGUUGCAAAAGUGGGAAGGAAAAUUCAUUACUAUAAUAGAAUGCGCCACCGGUAGAAAGCAACAGGAAACAACAGCAAACUCUCCAUUAACGCAACACGAUCACUGUACGCCGUGCAUCAUCGCCGUGCACCCAAACGCAAACAAUAAACUAAUAAAAAAAAAACAGAAGUGUAGGGUAGGGAGAGAAAUUAAGCGAACGCUUAUAGAAUGAGGGCUGUGUAUAAAGUUAAUCAUUACGGUAACAUAUUAGAUAUUUUGAAAAGCACAGGCAUGUGAAAUCGGCGGAGAUUCGACGACUUUUGAACAUCAGAGUUACUAGGUGAUGUGUGGUGUAGGCAUUGUAUUCUGUUUGAUGCUUGGGAUAACGGUAACGCUUUGAUUGGUUAACAAUUAACCAUCCAAUGUUCUUAGGCUAGUCACACGGUUCUUGAUUUGUGCACAUCGUCAUUCAUUCGGCUUUUGAUUCCGUUUCAGUUGUUACCCGUGUGCGAUACGUCUUUUUCGUUUGUUUUUUUUUUCUUAAGUUGUUGUCCAUGGGUUUGCAAAACGAGUCGCAUUCAGCACACAGAUGCUGCUUUUGUUAUCAAUCAUAAGUGGUCUAGAUAAGCGUUUUUUUUUUUUGAAUAUAUUUAUCUACUCCGAAGCGUAACAAAAUAUCUAGGCUUCCAACGCCUCUCGCCCAAUGCAAUCCCCAAGAAGAACGAGCACUCCUCGAAAAGAAUACACGAGACACGCUGGAAUAUAAACCGAUCAGUAAAACCAUGAUCGAUGUAGGCUUGAUCGUAUAGACAUCAGCUAAAUUGAAGAAGAAGAAAAAUGUGUCGAUAGGCGAUAUCAUCUUACACGCUGCAAAGCUUAAAAUAAGGCGCCUGCAAAUAAAACAGUUUCUUUUUAAAGAUUAGCACGUUACAAUAGCAACACCGAGCGGCGCUAUAUUAGUAAAAAAUCCACCCCCAAAGAAGUGGUGGUUUGUGCGGAUGAGGGAACCUACCAUAAACACUGUGUAUGUUCGAUGUGUACACAACAACCCCAUUCAGAGACGAACUCACAAUGAAACACUCACACGCACGUAGUGGGUGUGUUAGGAUUUUGAAAUAUUUGUUAAUGACUGUUUUAAGAGAAUCGAAAUUCCAAAAAAAACCUUACACUAAACCAGACCAAUGCAACUGUAUUGGUGUGUAUCACUAUAGACAGUGAUGGAAAUAGGAGUCUGAUCGAAAUCGCUAAAUAAGAUCGAAAUGCUCUGCAAAAGGAGGUUAGGUAUGCGUUCAGUACACGUUCGUCCAGCAGGAAAGAUGCGAAUGAUGAAUGUGAUGGAGCAAGAAAAGGGGUAUAAUAUUAAUAAAUCCAGUAUACUAGCCAAAUACGAAAGAAGAAGGAACGAUCAGGAAAAUAGACGGGACAGAACCCUUGUAGUACAUGUGCCAGGCUGCUGCUACCUCUUUCCGUUCGGUUGAGAUGAUCAACUGAUCAACAAGCAGUGUGUGUGUGUGUGUAUAAGUGUACACGAUUUAAAAACCACACUUACACAACACAGUAUGAUAUUAAUAAGCGCCCUUCCCACGGUGUAGAACAUUAACAAAAAAAAACAUAGGAGAACCUUCAUCAGUCAUCAGCAAAUGUUGUUCGGCUUCCGUAGGCAUUUGGCGUAAAGUAGAACUCAAGCACGUUUCACAUCACACUAGCGAUCGGCAAUAGUGUGAUGUAGUUGCGUGGGUAUGUCGUCCAGCAAGAAACAGGGAAUCGCCAUUUAAAACCACGCCUACGUCUACAGCAAAGAACCGUGAGUCCUCCUUGUGUGAGGAUCCAUAAUCUAUAUAUCGCUGCUCCGUGGACUCUUCUAACACUCACUAACCCACCAGUAGUGCACACAAUGUGUCGAGAGAGCUGUGUAGUGUAGAGCUGAUCUCUUGCAAUUCAGCAGGUGUUUGAAGGUGUGGGGGCAGCACAUGAACCAAACGAUAGAGUAUGGCACAUGAUCAGUGCUAACACCACCAGCCACAAGGUGUGGAGUGGUUGGUGUGUGGUGUGCAUGUUUUGCGUAUAUGAGUGUGCGCGCGCGAUAAAAUGUAAAACAAAAAUAUAUAUAUAUUUUAGAUAAGUGCACUUAUUAAUCGUAAAACAAGAGCGAGGUGUGGUAGAAAAGGUGUCCAUCGCUACCACUUCUCCCCGACGUCGCUGUAUCCUUACGAACCACGUGUGUGAAACGGACUGAGUUGUUUUUUCGUUUUUCUUUCGUUUGUGGCGAUAGAAGAUAAAAGAGAGAACAUACACGAAACAUACGAAACGGGAAAGCGGACAUCAUUAGGUGGUACAGUCAAUAUCCAAAACCAAGAACCUUUUUUUGUGUAGCAUAGCUUACCAAUAGGUGUGCUUUCGCGCGUGUGUGUGAUUCUGUAAGAAAAAUGUAAGGGUUUGUGUGGCGGGGUGCUGGACAGGCAAUGUUGUAUGGUUGGUGUGAUCGUGGAUCGUCACGCAUGGGAUGGGUGAUCGAUCGCAUAUGUGUGUGUGCGUUGUCUUGUUGUUAGGGAUGUGUUAGGGUUUGUUUUGUUAGUUAGAAUUAGAAUCAGUUUCAGUUUAACGUGGUGUGCGGUGACUCAUCUUCCCACAUACUUCUCACUCGCGCCACUUUGUACUAUCGUACUCUAAGUCUAUUUAAUUGUUUUAUUCGUUUUUUUUUUUAAAUUACUUUUCUUUUUCAUCUAUAUUGAUUUACCUGUCUUUCGUCGCGUGAUUCACCUUGCUUGUAUAAUCAAACGAUCGUGCUGGUAAUGUUGAUACUUGGUUCCUUUUUUCUACUCUCUAAUCUGCCCGUGUGUAUGUGUGUGUGUGUGUUAGUGGGGAUUGUUUGUUUAUUAACUUAGAAUAGUGAGACGGCAAAGCGACGCGCUUGGAAAGAGGCGGGGUAAAUUCUUUUUCAACCGUAACUCAGGCAAAACAACUCUGGUUGGCAAGGCCGUUCUCUCAAGCUCUCAAGCUGCUCAAUACACGAACGACAUCAGUCAGAGUUGGCAAAGGCGACUCCUCCCGAUUGCUGCUUAUUUUAUUAGAAAAGUAUUUAAGAAUUGUUCUAAUUCUGCAGCCGUGUCGCAUAACAGGUGUGAAAAGCUUGAUUGUAGAUGAUCAAGAUAGAUCUAGCCGAGAUAUCGUACUGUCGUACCGGCCACACUCCACGCGUAGCAUUAUCAUCCCCCAAGCGCGAACCUUAACUUAUCCGCGCUGUUCUGUUCCGUUCUGGUUGGAUGCAAACGGAUUCGGUUGGUGGUGGAUACUGAUUUGUUGAUUUGUGUUUUCGCUAAGCGCAGAUACGAUGUUUUGCUAUUAUAAUUAACACUCUAUUCUUUAACCAUUAUUUAUGCUUUGUUUUUAUAUUGUCUUCGUUUUGUUAAUGCCUUUUUUGUGCUACGUUUUGUUGGUUGAUGUAGCCAAAUAGCGCGGAGGGGCGGGCGGUGAGAAAGUCCGACUGUUGCUUUUAUAAAAGUCUGGCCCACCCCACCAUACACCAACCUGCAGGAAAGCUAUAAUCUAUCGCUCAUCCAUCAUUUGCAGAAAACUAGAGUGUCACUGCUUUAAAUCUGUCCGGUGACUGAGGAAAUGAUGGUGUAAGUUUGUAAGACACAAAAGCAAAACAAGUGAGAGUGAAACUCCUGCCUCCGAACACUUUUGUCGGAACACCUUAUUAUUGGCGGAUAAUGAACAAAAAAAAAAAGAA
Anopheles gambiae (African malaria mosquito) is the source of this 15278-nucleotide messenger RNA. RefSeq names its product trithorax group protein osa (gene Usp10). Gene Ontology annotation, molecular function: cysteine-type deubiquitinase activity. The transcript is spliced from 11 exons. The coding region runs from base 2569 to 9096 and encodes 2175 amino acids. The record is from RefSeq and is a predicted model, not a curated record. Gene Ontology annotation, biological process: protein deubiquitination; negative regulation of transcription elongation by RNA polymerase II. Gene Ontology annotation, cellular component: NELF complex. NCBI's taxonomy places the organism in Eukaryota, Metazoa, Arthropoda, Insecta, Diptera, Culicidae.